UUAUUCUGAAAAUAUAUGUUCCAGAAAACCAUGUAGGCGCGGCUGACCCGGGUACAGAUCCAGUUCAAUCCUUCAAUCACUUCUCGAUAACUUUUCACAAAGUCCGAAAACAGGUUAUUGUUUUUGUGAAACCCAUUGCAACGACGUGAUGGCAUCCGGUGACGACGUGCGUGAAAAUGUGAAGAAAUACUAUGGCAGUCUGCUGAAGUCCACCUGUGAUUUGAAAACAAGUGCGUCCGCCUGCAGCUUGUCCUACCGCCCUGUGCAAAGUGUCUCAGAUGCAUUGAGCCUGGUUCAUCCGGAAGUAACCGAAAAAUUCUUCGGUUGUGGUAUUCCCUUUCCAGCAAAGCUUGAAGGCUGCAAGGUCCUGGACCUCGGCAGUGGCUCUGGCAGAGACUGUUAUGCCUUCAGUAAACUUGUUGGGUCGAGCGGACACGUCACAGGGCUCGAUAUGACAGAGGAGCUGAUCAGAACUUCUUGUCAGUACAUUGAGUAUCAUCAGGAGAAGUUUGGCUAUAAAGAGCCCAACGUCACGUUUGUCCAGGGUUACAUGGAGAAGCUGAGCGAGGCCGGCAUACAAAAUGACUCAAUGGAUGUUGUGCUAUCCAACUGUGUCAUCUGUUUGUGUGCUGAUAAAAGAGCUGUGCUGCAGCAGGCCUACAAUGUCCUGAAGGACGGAGGUGAGCUCUACUUUAGUGACAUGUACGCCAGCAAAGUCCUUCCUGAUCACAUGAAGCAAGAUGCAGUCCUGUGGAGUGAGGGGAUGGGCGGCUCUCAGUUUUGGCUUGACUUUAUUUUACUGGCCCAAAGCGUCGGCUUCAGCACUCCACACCUUGUUUCAGCAAGCAACAUUGUGAUCUACAGCAAUGAGCUAAAAGAAAAAACAGGAGACAUCAAGUAUGCCUCUGUCACUUACCGACUCUUUAAGCUGCCCAAAACUCCAGUCCUGUCUGCAGCGACAGUGACCUAUAAAGGGACUGUGGCAGAUUUCCCAGAUCAGCUGGUCUUUGACUCCUGCCACAGCUUCAAGAAAGGUGUGGCAGUAGAGAUACAUGGAGAGAUGGCAGCAAUCCUCCAGAAUUCCCGUUUCAAUCCGGAUUUCCAAAUCCAGAUAUCAGAUAAACCAGCUCCAGUCUGCUCAGCUUCGACAAAGCAGUAUUGCCACCUUGAUCCAUUUCGUCUGGCUGACAGUAUGGGAUCCUCUGUGAUACAAUGCUCCAAAACAGGCAAAUGAAGCUCAAACUGAAUCCUGAGGGAAAUGUUUUGAAGACAGAGGAUGUUAAUAGAACUGAAAUAAACCCAGACUGAAUGCUCCAGA
Molecule: messenger RNA, 1318 nt
Organism: Notolabrus celidotus (New Zealand spotty)
Lineage: Eukaryota; Metazoa; Chordata; Actinopteri; Labriformes; Labridae
Exons: 10
Coding region: 149-1234 (361 amino acids)
Biological process (GO): toxin metabolic process; arsonoacetate metabolic process
Cellular component (GO): cytosol
Molecular function (GO): arsenite methyltransferase activity
Source: RefSeq, a predicted model, not a curated record